AUGGAUUAUUCUAAUACUGGUGGAGAAUCUGACCUUCACAUUACUGACGCGAUGGUGCUAGAACCUUUAGAUGAGGAGGUACUACACGAAAUGGUAAUGGACGAACGUGUCGAAGACCCAGGUACUGAUGGGGAACAUAAUCAUAGUCAUCAGCCAUCAACCUUGACGGUAGCAACUACGAUAGAAAUCAAACCACCUAGGAAAAAGACAGCUGCCUCCUCAAAGUUGAAUCAAGCUGCCGAAAUCAAUGAGAAAAUGUUGAGAAUGGAAGCGGAAUUAGAAUCGUGCAAGGAAAAACUCUAUCAAGAAUAUAUGAACGAGAUCAUAAAUGAGAUGAAGGGAAUUCAGGAUGGCACAAGUCCGGAAUAUGAAGAACGAUUACAGAUGCUCAUUGAAGAUCGAGAUGCUACCAUAUAUAGAGCCACCACAUAUCGAGAGUAUUUACUUGAAAUAUCUGAAAGAAUUUUUGAUGAAGAAGUGGCACAAGCUGAACAAGAUUAUGAGCGUGAACGACAGGACUUAAUAGAAAAGCUUUUGGCUGAUGUUGAAGAGAGACGAAAAAGAUUAAAGGAGGAACAAGCCAAUUAUGAUUUAAUGCAUGACUCGACUUUCGAAGCGAGCACAAGACAAAAUUCGCGUAAAUUACGAGAACGAAUUGGUAUCAAAGAAUAUAUCUUUGACAUUCAAGUCUUUUUCUUACGUCCCACUCCUAGCGUGAAGGUCGCACAUGAUGAGUAUGUUAUUGAUUUAGCCGAAAUGUGGGAUGAUCCUCUGAACCCUUCAAAGAAAUCUACAUCAUCUCACAAGAAAAAGAAUUCUUAG
Messenger RNA from Ambispora gerdemannii, 822 nucleotides. The record is from the annotation of a GenBank genome assembly. Lineage: Eukaryota; Fungi; Glomeromycota; Glomeromycetes; Archaeosporales; Ambisporaceae.